This is a messenger RNA of Anthonomus grandis grandis, 2339 nucleotides long. RefSeq lists its product as uncharacterized. NCBI's taxonomy places the organism in Eukaryota, Metazoa, Arthropoda, Insecta, Coleoptera, Curculionidae. The coding region runs from base 135 to 2318 and encodes 727 amino acids. The transcript is spliced from 8 exons. The record is from RefSeq and is a predicted model, not a curated record.
ACACGUGUUGUGACAUUGACAGUUGUCAUGUAACGCGUUUUCAGUAAAAUCAAUUUUUUUGCCCCGUUUGUACAUUAUUGUGCCGUUUAAAACAAAUAAUUCGGUUUUUUUAUUUGGUUUAUCGCCCGUUUGACAUGAGCUGCACCUUCCAUACUGAACUGGAACUGGUCGCCUCUUCUGAUCCUAACCUGAACAAACCCCCCCACCCUAGCGGCAGCCAAUCGGCCCGAAAAACCAACGACGUUCGCUUACAAGAUAUAGAAGAGCAACUGGAAAUGGCCGAAUCAAGAUGCAACACCCUCAAAGAUCAGCUGGAUUACAUGAAGCAGGUCUACGGAGUGAACAAGUCCGCGCAGAACAAACCCAAGAGUAGCGCAAGUCCUUUAAAGAACUCUAGCGUGGUGCUAGAUGAGACCUCUGGCAGCAGCAACAACGACUUCAAAAGCAUCGUGACGUCAUGCAGCCAACCCAAUAAGCAAAAAUCAUACCAGAUCGGCACAGACAACACCGGAGCGGCCGUACGAACGAUCAAUAACAUCCUGAACGGAAUCACAAACUCUGUGAACCGUUUGUCGGAAAUUCACUCACAGAUCACCACCCCCAGGGUGAAAAUAUCCACAGGGGUCUCUCCACAUUGUCCGGAGAGUGAGGGCGCCGAAGCGAAACAGAAAGAUGUAGCAACCGUUCCAGAGCUGAACAUUGAAAGCAGCCCCGUGUUACAACUGAAGGCUAGAGGGCAAAAGCGCAAGUCAGUGCGGAGUGCCAAGACCUCGUCGCAGCACGCCAUAAAGAAAGUGUCACGAAUGGAGCGCAGAUCCCGUUCGAUCAGCACCAAGUCUACUGCGGUGCUGGAAAAGAGAUCUUCGACGUUGAUCCGUAACAGGAUCUUGGGAAAGAUGAACACCAAGAACAACAACUUGGUGGAGAUCUACCAUAAUGACGCUUUAAAGCAUAGCGACUCAGACGAGAGCAACCUGAAGAAAUCUAGGCAGCAGAAGGAGAGGUUUACCCCAAGGAACUUUAAGGCGGACGAGGGACCGCACGUCCCUCCUCUGAACAUCCUCAGAAAAGACGAGAUCUGUAAGAGUGAAUUCACUUACCCCUACAGCCAAGCGUUUUCUUGUGAUACCCCACAAGCGCCACGCACCACGGUCAGCUGCUGCUACAGCAAGAACUAUGAGCUACCAACGGUUGCCUCCAGGAUGAAGCAAGUGGCCAAGAGCUACCUGGGGAAUCUGAAUCUGAAGACGAUCCCGUUUUGCGCGGCCAUUUCGACCACCCAGAGCCACAAUAUCGGGAUCAACAUCCAGCAAGUGAUGAACAUUAUUAAAAACCGACAACCGAUCAACGGGAUCUCGCCCACUUUGGCUCACAACAUCGGCCUGGCCGCAGAGAAGGUCAACAGCAAGCAUUUUUCCAUGCUGGUGUCCACGAUUAACUCGAAGAUAUCACAUGCGGGGUCCAAGUGCCCUCUAUCCAACACCUUUCUUAACAUGCAACAGUUGCAAGAGCAAGCGAGAAACGUACCUGAAGAAACCAUCGAGGAAUGUGAUGAGGAUGAGGUCAGCGACUCGCCACAGACUCAGACCAUGAUCAUCACCGGACCUUCUGGCGAUAUGGAGGUGAAGACCACCAAGACCCCGUCGUGGAGGGUCGAUAAGAGUGUGGCGGCCGAGCAGUGCACAUGCGUGGCCCAACCAAACGUGGCUUUCCAGCAAAUCGCCAACAGAUACCAGAGGAACAUCAGAACCAUUACUGAGAACAGCUUGAAUUCUCAGAUAAUAGAGAACCAGCUGAAGAAGAGACUAAGAAGGUACAAGAGUGCAAAGAACGGCUUGAAACUUGAGAAGAACAACAACGAGACCCAAGUGCAAACCUUAACAGGCAACCCAGACACCCAGAAGGAGGAGACUUUGAAUGGCAGAGAGAAGAACUUGAAAGAAGUGCUUACUAACUUGCAUGACGAUUUUGAGCAACUGAACAAGAAAUACGAGGACUUGUCUCAGCAAAGCCAGUCAGGUUCUGACGAGAAGGCCACCAAGGAGCUCGAGAGGCUUGAGGCGGAACUAACUAAGAAGGAGGAGGAGAUCACCAUGGUGAUGACGCUGUACAAGGAGGUGCAAGCGCUUAAGCAGCAAGUGAAGCAGCUGAAGGAGAAGCGCAGCCAGGCGAGCUUACCCUCCAAGGAGAGCAAAGAGACGAAGAUCAAAUUUAAGGAGUACAACAAUCCGGAGGCCGCCUUCCAUCUGACCAAACUGCUCAAGCAGAUCCAGCACUAUCAGAUGAGAUAUAAGUCAAAUUUAAGUCAGGAAAAUUAAAUAAUGAGGGUUAAAAGUUGA